UCUUUGUUUCCGAGGGACAGUUUUACCUUGUGCACGGCGGCUCUCACGUGUGUCUGUGCGUGUGCAGUCAUGGCGGGUGAGCCUGUUAGCGACACGCUGGAGAAGUGUUUACAGCUUUUAAACAGCGGCACAGCGCAGCCAGAACUAUUUCUAAAUGUGCAGGAUGGCUUGGCCACAGACUUCACAUCUCUCACAAAGACUUUGUACGAUUUGCACAAAGCCCAUAAGCGGAAUGGGUGGGAAGGGAGCCCGCUGACCCAGCUGGUGGUGGAGAACUUUGACGAAGAACAGAUCUGGCAGGAGCUCGAGCUUCAGAACACGGCUGUGCUCAGGCACUUCCAGGACGCAGUGAGCCAGGCGGUCACAGACGACACAUUGACGCUUUUAGAAGAAGAAUCAGAGAAGGAACAAGAGGAGGAAAAUGGUGGGCAGGAGGAGGAUGAUGAUGAUGAUGACAUCAAUGAUGAUGAGGAGGAGGAAGAGGAAGGUGAUGAGCAGGAUGAUGAAGAGGAUGGUAAAAUAAAAAAAGGACUUGAGUCCAUGUUAUCUCUGUCCGAUGACGACGAGGACUCGGAUAUCGAUUUCGACGUUGAUGAGUUAGAAAAACAAUCCAAACAAAAAAAGAAAACAGACAUCCAGUUCCCUAAAUCUAGGACUGUCUCAGAAGUGGACGAUCAGUUUUUUAAGCUGUCAGACAUGGAGGCUUUUCUCGAUGAUAUGGACAAGAGGGAGGGAAAGGAACAUGCUGGGGAGGACAUUGACUACUUUCAGGACCUGCCUUCAGAUGAGGAUGAUGAUGAAUUGGUGUUUGAUAAACCUGCUGCAUCUAAGAGUAAGAAAAAGUCAAAAAGUUCCAGAAAUGUGAAAUACAAAGAUUACUUUGUGGAUGAAGAACCUGUUCAACGCGAGCCAGAUGAGAAGGAUGAGUCAGAGUCUGCUGAUGAGGAAGAGGAGGAUGAAGAAGCAGAAGAGGAGGAGGAGGAGGAGGAUGAUGAUGAAGAGGACGUGGAAAGAGAUGAUUUUGAUGAAGGCGACGCUGAGAGCCAGAAAGCCAGAAACGCUUUGCGCAAAGUGACCUUCGACCUCCCUAGUGAGAGUGAAGGAGAGGAUGUGGAGGACAUUCUAGGCGGAAAGUCAAAAAACAUAUCGAAGACAGAUGCCAAGUCAGCGUUUGAGAAAAGACAGGAAAAGAUGCAAGAGAAGAUUAGUAAGCUGGAGAAGGCAGCGUUAGCUGAGAAGCCGUGGCAGCUGACCGGAGAGGUGUCGGCACAGACUCGGCCAGAGAACAGCAUGCUGGAGGAGGAUCUGGAUUUUGAUCAGGCCUCCAGGAUGGCGCCUGCGGUCACGGAGGAGACGACGCUCCAGCUUGAGGAGAUCAUCAAGCAGAGAAUCAAAGACCAGGCCUGGGAUGAUGUUGUGAGGAAGGAGAAGCCAAAGGAGGAAGUGUUCGAGUAUAAGAAAAGGCUGACGCUGGACCACGAAAAGAGCAAGCUGAGUCUGGCUGAAGUGUACGAGCAGGAGUACAUCAAGCUGAACCAGGAAAAGACUGAGGAAGAAGAGAAUCCGGCCCAUGUAGAAAUUCAGAAGCUUAUGGACUCCCUCUUCUUGAAACUGGAUGCACUUUCCAACUUCCACUUUACACCAAAACCACAUAUUCCUGAGGUUAAGGUCGUCUCCAAUCUGCCUUCAAUCACGAUGGAGGAAGUGGCUCCGGUCAGCGUCAGCAAUGCCACACUUUUGGCUCCCGAAGAAGUCAAGGAGAAGAACAAGGCUGGAGACGUUAUCGGUGACACUGAGAAAACCGCCACCGAUAAGAAACGCGAGAGACGCAAGAAGAAGAAGCUGAAGCGGCUGAAGAUCCAGGAGCGUGAGAAGAAGACAAAGCUUAAAGAAGCUGCGAGUGAUGGAAAGAUCAAGAAAAAGUCAAAGGCCCAAGUAGAAGAGACUCUUAAGAAACUUACUAAAGGAGGGAAAGCCAAAUUACUCACGGAUGACGGGAUGGACAAAGCGCUGCGCUCCUCUCAAGCCUUCUUCUCCCAACUUCAAGACCAAGUUAAGAGUCAGAUCAAGAGCUCCAAGAAUCAGUCUGGCAAAAAGAAGAAACAGAAAGAGGUUUCUGCCAGCAAGCUCAAGUUAUAGAGUUCUAAUCGUGUGUGUCAUGUACAGUUUCUCUUUUUAUGAUGCAAAUGAAACAAGUCUGGGUCGCCACAUGAUCUGGUCAUUUAUAUUAAAAUGGUUUUGUCGUAUUUAAAAAUAUGGUCUGUA
Molecule: messenger RNA, 2265 nt
Organism: Clarias gariepinus (North African catfish)
Lineage: Eukaryota; Metazoa; Chordata; Actinopteri; Siluriformes; Clariidae
Gene: mphosph10
Product: M-phase phosphoprotein 10 (U3 small nucleolar ribonucleoprotein)
Exons: 11
Coding region: 70-2139 (689 amino acids)
Biological process (GO): rRNA processing
Cellular component (GO): sno(s)RNA-containing ribonucleoprotein complex; small-subunit processome; nucleus
Source: RefSeq, a predicted model, not a curated record